AUGAAGUUUUCACAUACUCUUCAAUUCAACUCGGUUCCUGACUGGGCUGAACACUAUAUAGCAUAUUCUAAUCUCAAAAAACUAAUCUAUCAAAUCGAAAGAGAUAUUAUUUCAACAUCAAUUGAUGCACGAGGAGACACAGAAACAGCACAACCAACAGAAGAAACAUUUCUACUUGAUUCGAAAACUCGUGCAAAUACAAUUUUCAUUCCAGCACUUGAUAAGGAAUUGGAAAAGAUUACGACAUUCUACGUUAGCAAAGAAAAAGAGGUUUUCGAAGAAACAGAGAAACUUUUGGCUGAUGUUGCUUAUGUCGAAAGUUUUGAAACAUUGCCCAUUAAUAUUCCAUCCCGACGAAAUUUUAGUCGGUCUUUUGAUUCGUCGGAUUCGCUGAAUCAGAUAUUGAAAAAACCGACACGACAACGGUAUAGUUCGGGAAGUGCCGGUUCCUUUCUAAGUAGCGAUGAUGAUGAACAUCAGUUGAACUCACCUGUCAAUGAUGAGACUAAUUUACUGGAAAUUUCAUAUCAUCAUAACCCUCAAUUAACAGAGGAUGAACAGCGAAUUUAUCAUUUUUGGUCAAACCCAUUGAUCGAAGCUGAACGAAUUCGUCUAAAGAAACGUACAACGGAAGUUUAUGUCUGGUUAUCCGAACUCAAAUCUUUUGUUAGUCUGAAUCAUACUGGUUUCAGUAAAAUUCUGAAAAAAUACGAUAAAAUCACAAACAGCACUCAAAUCAAAUCAUCGUACAUGACAAACAUGGUAGGCGAAGGUUACCCCUUCAAAAAAUCCAGCCGUCAAAUUCUCGAUGAACAUAUCCGACAUAUGGAAGAAAUCUACGCGAAGCUUUGCACUUUUAAUGAUAUAAAAGCUGCGGCAAAAGAACUGAAAACACAUCUUCGAGAGUUUAUAGUGUGGGAACGAAAUACAAUCUGGAGAGAUAUUAUUGGGUUGGAGAGAAAAUCUCACGGGGUUGGUAUUAAGGCUCACCCGACUGUCGAAGAGUUGGAAAUCUCGAAAAUAGAAACUCCGUUUGGAGAGGUCAAUGUGUCGGCUGAAUAUUGGAAAACUGCUUUCAUAUUAACGGCGUGUACUGGGGUCUUUGCUAUUUUACUGGAAGCGAGGAUAUUUAAAGCGGUUGAAGUGCGGAACUGUUUUGCUUUGUUAGUGUUUUCAAGUUUACUUUGGGCAACUGAGGUGAUACCGCUUUUUGUCACUUCAUUGCUGAUUCCUUUCCUAGUUGUUUGUUUACGAGUAAUGCGUUCGAAUGAUGAAUUACACGUGCGACUAGAUGCUCAUGAUGCCACACGAGACAUUUUUGCGGCUAUGUUUUCGCCUGUCAUCAUGUUGUUAUUAGGUGGAUUCGCAAUCGCUGCAGCACUUAGUAAAUAUCAUAUAGCGAAAAUGAUGGCCACGUAUGUGUUGUCGAAAGCAGGCAAAAAACCUAGUUGGGUAUUAUUAGCGAAUAUGAUUGUUGCUACUGUUGCUAGCAUGUGGAUUAGCAAUGUGGCCGCUCCUGUCUUAUGUCUUUCAUUGAUCCAGCCGAUCCUGCGUAAUUUGCAAUCGAAUAGUUCAUUUGGCCGAUGUCUAAUUCUAGGAAUUGCACUUGCCUCAAACAUUGGUGGAAUGGCGUCUCCAAUAUCCUCACCACAAAACAUAAUCGCAAUUAAAAACAUGAUGCCCCAACCAUCAUGGAUCGAAUGGUUCAUAAUUUCCAUUCCAUUAUGUAUUCUCGCCGACAUCGUAAUAUGGAUCAUCCUACUCUGGAACUAUAAACCUGCGGAAACUUCAUUACUAAUUCACCCGAUUCGAGCUUCACGAGAUCCUUGGAGCAACACUCAGAUAUUCGUUUGUGUUGUCACGCUAAUAACAAUAGUAUUAUGGUGUGCCGAAAAGCAGCUUGAGUUUUAUCUUGGUGAUAUGGGUGUAAUUGCCAUUUUGCCCCUUGUCUUAUUUUUUGGGACUGGAAUUUUGACGAAAGAAGAUUUUAAUAACUUUUUAUGGACAGUGAUUAUCCUGGCAAUGGGAGGAAUAGCACUUGGAAAAGCAGUGCAAAGUUCGGGACUUUUGGCUAUCAUUGCACAUCAGAUUAGAGAUAUGGUUCAGGGAUUUACAGUAUGGGAAGUGUUGUUAACUUUUUGCACAUUGGUUCUUGUCGUGGCCACUUUUAUCAGUCAUACUGUCGGUGCACUAAUUAUUCUACCGAUUGUGGCACAAGUGGGCGAUAGUCUUGGUGAUGAUAAUACAUCAUAUCGAAAUUUAUUAGUCAUGGCUUCUGCAUUAAUGUGUUCAGCAGCAAUGGGUUUACCCGUUUCUGGAUUCCCAAACAUGAACGCGAUCAUGAUGGAAGACGAGAUGGGCGUUCGGUACCUUACCACCAAAGAUUUCCUGAAAACCGGUGUCCCUGCGUCUAUAUUAACAAUGCUCCUGGUGGUGAGUGUUGGUUACGUGUUGAUGCAUUUGUUCCUUGGAUAUUAA
This is a messenger RNA of Ambispora leptoticha, 2478 nucleotides long. The record is from the annotation of a GenBank genome assembly. NCBI's taxonomy places the organism in Eukaryota, Fungi, Glomeromycota, Glomeromycetes, Archaeosporales, Ambisporaceae.